Xiphophorus hellerii (green swordtail) is the source of this 5902-nucleotide messenger RNA. It is a transcript of the gene rps6kc1, whose product is annotated as ribosomal protein S6 kinase polypeptide 1. Lineage: Eukaryota; Metazoa; Chordata; Actinopteri; Cyprinodontiformes; Poeciliidae. The transcript is spliced from 16 exons. Gene Ontology annotation, biological process: protein phosphorylation. Gene Ontology annotation, molecular function: phosphatidylinositol binding; protein kinase activity; ATP binding. Gene Ontology annotation, cellular component: early endosome. The coding region runs from base 68 to 3427 and encodes 1119 amino acids. The record is from RefSeq and is a predicted model, not a curated record.
AUGUGAUUACAGAAUGAAUGUGUACGGCUAGCCGGCUGAUAGCUUCGGCAAUGUUGUCAUUCUCAGAAUGAUAUCACAGCGGGACAGAGGAGAACUCGCUCGGUUUUAUACAGUGACAGAUCCUACACGGCAUCAGAAAGGCUACACUUUGUACAAAGUCACAGCCAGGUUAAUCUCUCGGAAGAACCCAGAAGAUGUCCAAGAGAUAAUAGUAUGGAAGAGAUACAGUGAUUUCCGGAAGCUACAUCAGAAUCUCUGGCAGCUGUACAAGAAUGUAUGUAGCCAUUCUGAGCUAUUUCCUCCCUUUGCGAAAGCCAAAGUAUUCGGUCGAUUCGAUGAGUCAGUGAUUGAGGAAAGAAGACAGUGCUCUGAGGAUCUCCUGCAGUUUUCUGCAAACAUUCCUGCUCUAUACAGUAGUCAACACAUUCAAGAUUUCUUCAAGGGUGGGGAGAUCCACGACGGCUCAGAUCUCAUUGGACCAGCUGAGCCUUUUUCUGACUUCCUGGCUGAUAGUUUAUCAGACUGUAGUUCUGAUGUACAAAGAGACAUCAGUGGUGCAGAGGAGUUGACUGUCACAUCUGAGUAUGGGGGCCCUUCUAGUGACAGCGACCUGACCUCUCUGGCAGUGGAUACAGACUCUUUGGCUGAGUUGGAUGAUGGCAUGGCCUCAGGUAGCACCUCCCCAAACCAGCCACAGGGGGAAGCCACCAACAUCAGCAGUAGCUGCAGUCCUCGUUUGCCCUCGCUGCUUGAACGCCGUGCCCUGUCCCCUGCCCCCGUCCCCGCCUCUUCAGCCCCUAACCCAGAGGUCAGCUGGCCAAAUCGAACACCACUCUUCUCCCGCAGUCUAAGGAAAACCAGCGGCGUCAACACUACGGACGUAAAGUCGGACUACCUCGACAAAGCCAGUGAACUGAUCGGUUUUGCUGUACAAAAGGAAACUGAGCAGGACUACCAGGCAGCAUUUUUAUACUACCGCAGUGGGGUUGACUUGCUGCUUCAAGGAGUACAAGGUGAACCAAGUGCCUCACGACGAGAGGCGGUGAAGAAGAAGACUGCUGAGUAUCUGAUGCGUGCAGAGCAGAUUUCAGGUCUGCAUCUGAGAAGCAAUAUGGGUCAGGGAUCAACACAGACUGUGGCCUUUGGAGCUCAGUGCUGUUCUUCUUCAAGCAGAGGGGGGCAGCAGAGUCCAUCUGAUGAGCUGAUAGCUUACAGGGUGAUAGGGGUCAUUAACAAGGUUCUUCUGGUCAUUGACAAGAGGACACAGGAGACAUUCAUCCUCAAAGGACUGAGGAAAAGCAGUGACUGUGGGCUGGCUAAGAAGACUAUUAUGCCUCUUUCCGUGCCCCACAUGGUGCAGUUGAGAAAGUUCAUCAUCUCUGAAGACACUGUUUUCCUUCUGCUGCACUACGCUGAGGGUGGGAAGCUGUGGUCUCACAUCGGAAAGUACCUUCGUAAUUCCAGCCCAGAGGAGAGCUUUGACAUUCCUUUCAUCCAGAAGAGCCACACAACGGCAGUACAUUCUCCUCACCACAUAAUACCACAGAUGGAUGCAGGUUCUGCCAGCUGUGAUUCAGAGCCGUAUGCUGGUUCAGAUAUUGCUUUAGGCCUUCAGAAAGAAGGGGAAAUCCCUUUCAUGUCUCCUGUUAAAAGUGCCGUCCCUGCAGGGCUCCGGGACCAAAUUGGAGCUCAGACUGACUCUGGUGCGACUUCUGAGGAGGAGUGCACAAACAGCUAUUUGACUCUUUGCAAUGAGUACGAACAAGAAAAAGUGGAACCAGAUGCACUAGAAGAGGAGGUCGAUGAGAGGAGCGAACAGGAAAUGCUGUCUUUGGAGGUGCCUAAUGCAACCGCAACAGCGUCUUCAUACAGCCGUUCGCUUCUCAGCAAUGACAGCCUUUCUUCCCCAGGAGGCUCUCAGGAACUCGGCUUCUUCAGUGAGUUUUCUGAUAAGAGCGGCCAAACAGUUGAAACAGACCAGACCCGCAGUGAAGGACAUGAUCACAGUGAAGUUUUCAGUCCUGUACGAUCCCCCACAGAACCUCUCUCUUUGGAUCAGUCCAAACACACCCCAAUGGAAUUUUUCCGCAUUGACAGCAAAGACAGCGCUAGCGAGGUCACUGGCCUUGAUUUGGGAGAGCACUGGCAUUCUCAGAAGCAGCCCCCUCAGUUUUCUACGUCUGACCUAGGUUCAGAUGUCACCGAGGAGCUACCAAAGCUGGCUCGGGAAGUAAAGAGCCCACGCUUGGAGUUGUGGGGGUUGGACAGUAGCGAUAAGGGGUCUAAUGAGUCAGUGCCUGUCAUCUCAUUUAAAGAGGCAGUAGUCGAAGAUGAGGGCCAUCCACCAGACUUAUUGGUCAAUCUUCCUGUAAUAAGUGGGACUGCAGACUUUACACAGGAGGAAUCAGAACCUUCAGGGGUGUGUUUGGCCCUUGAAGUUGCAGCCACUUCUCAAAAGUGCAUUCAGCCUGAUGUCUUACAGCUACAUAGCCAGCAUGAGGACCUGGAGGAGCAGCACCUAGAACAAGAACUUUCAUCUUUCUCUACAGCCUCUGCAACAUGUGACAAUAGUCUUGCAUGUACUUCUCUAUGGGACGAUAGCCUGGCAUUUGGACUUGAGGCAUGUGACAAAGUCUUUGAUCAAGAUGACAGUCAAAGCAGUGAUCAUCACCUAGAAACAGGGGUUUUAAAUGAGAAACCUCAACCUUGUAUAACAGGAAACACAGACUUUGCUCCAGGCCUCAGUGACACCACCACAACCUCUAUCUCAGCUAUGAACGGUACUCCGGCUUGCACAGUCGUUGAGAGUUUAUUAGAUCUUGAUGGUGAAUCAUCAGGAGUCAAUAAAGCCACAGGUGGCAGCGACUUUGAUAAAGAAGUGUCACGGCUGUUUGCAGAGUUAGACGAGCUGUCGUUGGCUGCCACCCAAGCUCAUAUCCCAGAGGAGUUUGUGCGAUGUUGGACAGUAGAAAUUGUUACGGCCUUGGACUGUCUGCAUCAAGAGGGCAUCAUCUGCCGGGACUUGAAUCCCAAUAACAUCCUGCUUGACCAUCAAGGGCAUGUGCAGCUCACCUACUUUUGUAGUUGGUGUGAUGUGGAGGAAUCCUGUGACAAGGAGGCAAUGGCCAAUAUGUACUGUGCACCAGAGGUGGGAGGGAUCAGUGAGGAGACGCCGUCCUGUGAUUGGUGGAGUUUGGGCGCCAUCCUCUUUGAGCUCCUGACAGGCACGUCGCUGCUGAGCUGCCAUCCAGCAGGAAUUGGCCGUCACACAGCUCUCAACAUCCCAGAGUGUGUUUCAGAGGAGGCCAGAUCUCUGCUGGAGCAGUUACUCCAGUAUAACCCAAUGGAGAGACUGGGAGCCGGCGUGGGAGGAGUUGAUGACAUUAAGUCCCACCCCUUCUUUGCCACUGUGAACUGGGCCAAAUAGAUGCACAGCCAGACAUUCAAAUUCCCACAUGCUACGUGGAUAGUGGGGGGUUUUUCUACACACCCUUGUGAAAAUGUCAGAUUUUUUUAUGUGUACAAAUGAAACCAUGAUGAAUUGUUUCAAACUCUUUCCACCUUUAAUGUAACAAGUAUGCUACACAAUUCAACUAUAAAACAAAUGUACUUGAGGGAAACAUGUAAAAGAAGAAAAAGUUGACCAAAUGUGAAUACCCUUAAAUUAAUAAUAUGUUAACACAUGGUUAAAUUCAGUAUUAGUUUUUUAGUUUGAGACGUAUAGCCUGCUACAUCUUAACUUAAUAUUUACCUCCUUUACUUUCCAAAAGUUACCUAAAUGUGUAAGAUUCAGAUGACAUAUUUAAUCUACAGGAGGUCUACGAGAAACCUCAAAGACUUUCUGUCAGAUGACAUUCUGAGCUCUUUGAUUUCAGAAUCUUAAUUCUCCUCUGUUAAUACAAGAGGAGAAUUAAGAUAAUUGUUUUGUGAAUUACAUUUUUAAAACAAAUCAUGCAGGAAAACAAAACCUUGCUUCAUCUUCUGCAGAAAGACUAGACAUCUAAGCCCAGAGGAUGGUGUUUCUACCACCAUGUUUCAAUUUGGGUAUUAUAAUCUUUAGUAAUGCUCCAUGCGUUUUGUACCAAACAUAAAUAUAUUUAAGUUGUAUUUAACUUAUUCUUCUCCUCCUACAAGGUCUAAGAAGAUUUUAACCAGACCUUGAGAUUUUCUUUCCAAGAAUUCUCUUUUUUUUAACCACUUUACUGCUCUGUCCAGACUUAUGGAGAGGUGAUUGUUGUCAAAGGACAAUUAGUACGAACCAGAUUAAGGUUUUAGUCUUAGGUUCUCAUCUUUGUUUAAUGACUGUUGUAACUAUGACGUGUAUAGUAUAGAUAAAGCUGACGAGUCUUUUUUUUUUUUUUUUGCUUUUCCUGACUGAUACCUUUGUAAACUGAACUUUAUCUAAAAUAUGCAAAAGGGAUAAUAACAAGAAUGACAAGAAAAUCAUUUUAAAACAGGAAAUAAAGCUGAGCUUUAUUUCAGAUUCACUAUAUCCCAUGGCAGGUGUGUUUCAACAAUGUAUUAGUUUUAUGUUUAACAUCAGGUUGUUGCAGUUUUUUAGAUUUUUUUUACAGGUUUCCCUUAACAAUUUUUUUUUUUCAAUUGAAUAAUAUUGGGUCUAUGUCAGAUUAAUGGUGGAAAGACAACUGAAAAUAUAUAUAUUUUUUUCCCAUCAGAAAGAACUCCCAUUUUAUUGGGACUGUGUGGACUUUUUACAUCCACUGUAGAGUGAAAUCAGAUUAUGCAUUUUCUCACAAACCUUUAAUCACGUUCAAAGUAUCAGAUCAUGAGUGUAAAGUUUUCCCCCUUCACCUCAUUGAUUGUGAGUUGUUUUGUGCAGGGAACGGUGCAACGGUACGAGGUAAUAAUUCACUACAAUGCUGUUGCUUUUCCACUCCUCAUUCAGUCUCAAUAUCUUCACUACAUUAACUCUGUGUCAGGAAGACAUCAUUAUUGACAGAGGAUUAUGUAAUCAUCCCAUUUAUUGUUUCUCAUUACUCAAGGAGCUCACAGACUGACUGACGUAAAACUGUGCGGCUAUGAUUUAAAAACCGAAGUCUAAAUACCAGCCUAAGAACAGCAGCAUUAAGGGACUCUAUGCAAAGGUGCAUAAGCAAAAUACUCAGAGAAAGUCAAUGUUUGUUGUUGAAUUUAGUCAUAGUCGAAUUAUUUAAUAGAUUAGUACAGAGAAAAGUCUCAGGAGUAGAGUCAUCUCUGUGCAGAAAUCUGAGAAAGCCUCAAGCGCGCAUUUGUAAACGGCCCUUUUACAGUUUGAAGAUAUUUUUAUGAUUCAGAGAAAAAUCUCUGCCCUUUGCUCUUUACCCUGCAUUUUGUGCAUGUUGAAUUAGAAUCACUGUAAUAUAUUUAAAGCAAUGAAAAGUUUGUGGAAUAAUAAAUGGCUUUUGUCUUGUAAAAAUAUCUUUUUAAGAAUGCUGUGUUUGGUAAAAUGUAAACAUGGAAAAAUCUUGAUCAUGUUCAACUUUGUCAAUCACUUGCCAGUCAAAAUCUUAAUUCGAGACACUGGAGUAACACAUUUACCAAUUUGCCACAAAGGUUUAAAUAAGAUUUUGAUUCUACUGUGGCUGGUUUACAUUUUUCUAGUUGCAGACCUUACCAUGUAUCACUUCUGUGUCAUUAUGAGUUGAUUCUCAAAAUAGUUGAAUCAGAAACAUGUCUCCACUGUAAAUAUGACUCUCCUGCUCUUCACUAAACAUGGUGAAAUACAUUGUAAGUUGCUAGCUUUAAUAACAGUUGUUUUUUUAUUAGAAACAUUGUUGCUGCUGAUUUUUAUUAUUAUUAUUAUUAUUAUUAUUAUUAUUAUUGUGCUCCCUUUUGUCCAUGCUCUGUGUUGUGUCAGUGCAUUUUGGAGAACAAUAAACCAUACCUGGAUGACUAAAGCGAA